This is a messenger RNA of Monoraphidium neglectum, 3039 nucleotides long. RefSeq lists its product as hypothetical. The record is from RefSeq and is a predicted model, not a curated record. The transcript is spliced from 8 exons. Gene Ontology annotation, molecular function: protein binding. Lineage: Eukaryota; Viridiplantae; Chlorophyta; Chlorophyceae; Sphaeropleales; Selenastraceae. Bases 1 to 3039 code for a protein of 1012 amino acids.
AUGGCAGCCGUGGCACCCCCACCAGCUGCGGCGGCGGCUCCGGCUGCCGCGCAGCGCCCGCCGGCCCCCGCACACAAGAGCACCGCCAUCAUCCCCGGGUGGUCGCGGCCGCUGUCCAGCCAAGCGCUGACGAUUGAGUGCCAGAAGAUCACGCAGCCCAGCCGCAGCGCCGCCCCAAAGGAAUGCUACGGCGUGAUGGAGCUGGAGGUCAUGAAGUUUGUGGCCUACUGCGGCGGCCUCACCAUCAAGCUGCGCGUGGACGACCUGCAGCACGGUCCUGUCGACAGUGUGACCUGGGGAUUGGCAGCCCUGCGGGCUUGUCCUGCGCUGGCCAACGUCAACGUUGUGAUGGGCGCCAGCAGCCCGGCACGCGCGGCUGCCGGCGGCCGCGCCGGCAGCAGCAGCCCGAUGCCAGGCGCGCCGCCAGGCGCUGGCAGCAGCGGCGGCGGCGGCGGCGGCGGCGUGGGCCCCAACAAGGCCAACCCCGUGACAGCCAUGAGUGUGGACAACCCAUCGCGCAAGGCGCUGUUUGCGAUCUGCGCGACGGCGUGCGUGGCGCGGCCGGCGCGCGGCGACAUCCUGUCGAUGGACCUGUCCCCCAAGGAGGACGGCCAGCCGGUCAUCAUGGUGACCCUCGCGCACAACGACACGCUGCUGAUGCGCGCGGCGCUGCCGUGCGCGAGCAUCGCCGCGCUGCAGAUGUACCCCUUCAUCACGGCGCAGCCUGGCAUGGUCGUGUCGCUGCACGAGGCGCUCACGCCCAGCCCGCUGUUCACGUGGUACUCGCCCACCAGCGCCACCGCCGACAUCCAGAUGGCGGACCUGGACACCUGCGUCAAGUACAACACCACCGCGGCCACCAACGCGGCCGGCGUCGGCGAGUUCCACGGGUCCACAACCUUCACAGGCGGCCGCCACCGCUGGACGGUGCAGCUGGACAACAUGGGGCCGCACCCAGGCCACGUGUUUGUGGGCCUCGUGCACGCCGAGCAGAGCCAGGCGCCCAGCAGCAGCAUCCUCGCCGCGUCACUGCCGCAGGCGCUGGCGGGCCGCGCCCUGGGCGCGGCGCAGCAGCAGCAGGCGCCAGGCGCUGCGGCGCCCGGCGCCGUGGCCCCCGAUGCAGUGGCCGCGUCGCCUGGCGCACCAGUUGCUGCGGCGGCAGUGGCAGCGGGGGCGGCGGCAGUAGCUGGCAGCAGCAGUGCCAUGGCAGUAGCGGCGGGCGGUCUUCUGGCUCCUCCGGCAGCGCCGCGCGGAAAGUGGGGCGUGUGGGUGAAGCUGCCCGGCAACAACCCAACUGCCCCCGGGGGUGCGGCGACGCCGCCGCUCGACGGCUGCGUGCAGACUGUAGAGAGCAGCAGCAACCACUGCUGCAUCACGGUGGACCUGGACCUCAUCGGCGGCUACGCCAAGUUCUUCCGCAACGGCCACCUGCUUGGCAGCGCGUUCACUGGGCUGGUGGCGCCCAUCUCGCCCGCGCUGGCCUUCCUGCAGGGCGCCAACCAGCACCUGCAGGCGGGGCUGGUCAACAUCACCAAGCUGCAGCAGCUUGACCUGGAGUGGAACGCGGAGGCGUGCAGCGGCGACCUGCGCAUUAGCGGGCGCUCGGUGCAGAAGGUGUCUGAGGUGUUUGGCGACUACUCCACGGUGCUGGCCAACCAGGGCUUCAUCUCGGGGGUGCACCUGUGGCUGGUCAAGGUCAACCACCUCAGCGAGCCGGACAGCAUCUUCAUCGGCGUCUGCAGGGGGUGCAUGCCGCUGGACCAGGACCCGCAGGACCUGCGUGACCGCACCUAUUACCUCAGCAAUGGUGUCAUCCGAGUGGGCGGUCGCCGCGUUGCCACAACCACCGCCAACUUCACCAAGGGUGACAUCGUGGGCGUGGUGCUGGACGCAGAUCAGGGCGAGAUCGUGUUUCUGCGCAACGGCAUUGAGCAGGGCCGCGCGCGGGGCAUCCGUGGACGGCUCUACCCCUUUGUGUCGAUGGACAGCGAGCUGGACCAGAUCACACUGCUGGGCUCCUACACGCUGCCGCUCAACCGUACGCCGCGCACCCUGGCGGACAUGGAGUGGGACACUGUGGGCCGCGGCGCUGACCUGGAGCUGUCCUCCAACUGCCUCACGGCCACCAAGAGCAGCAGCGCGGCCGCCUCCACUGUGACGGGCACCAUCCUGUACGCAGACCGCGGCUGCCACGAGUUCCACGUCAUCCUGGACAGCCUUGGGCCAGACGGCAUCUGGGUCGGCGUCGCGGCGCCCGGCAUGGACACGGCCAAGUGCGUCGGCGACGCCGGCUGCGGCUGGGCGCUGCACAGCGACGGCGAUCGCCGGUUUGGCGGCCGCGAGGAGGAGUUUACGGGCGCCUUCAAGAACGGCGACGUGCUGACGGUGGGCAUGGACCUGGCCAACGGCGUGCUGCGCUUCAGCCGCAAUGGUAUCCACCUGGGCAAUGCGUUCACGGGCGUCACUGGGCCCCUGGUGGCGGUGGUGACUCUGGCCAGCGAGGAGAGCAAGGUGACCAUCCAGAACCGCCCAACAGUGCUCAACAUGGGGGAGUACACAGGCGAGCUGCGCUGGGACGAGGUGCGUGCUGGGCGCGACCUGCACGUCAUCGACGGCCUCACGGUGACCAAGAUGAGCAACGAGGGCGGCGACUACGCCACCGUGCUGGGCACGCUGUGCGUCGCGAGCGGGCAGCACAGCUGGAACGUGUACGUGAACCACGUGGAGGACAGCAACCUCUUCAUCGGCGUCACAGUGGGCGGCCACGACCUCAACGCGGACCCCCAGGAGAUGAAGAGCCGCACCUACUACCUCUCCAACGGCACCAUCCGCGUUGCAGGCAAGCUGGUCACGCGCUGUGCGGAGCCCUACGCGGAGGGCGACCUGGUGACAGUGCAGCUGGACAUGGACGCUGCAUCGCGCCACAUCGCAUUCUAUAAGAAUGGCGUGCUGCAGGGCGCGGGGGACGGCCUGCCCGGUGAGCGGCUGCCAGAAAGCGUAGCGUUUGGGCCCGAUGCCAGUCCCGCUGGCGCUGAUUAG